UUGCAUUCAUAUCGUAAUAUCUCUAUUUUGUAACUAUCAGUUUUAUUAGAAACACAUAUUAUUAUACAUAUAGAUUAAAUUACAUUAAAAUCUCUUUAAUUGUAGUUUUUUAAAUAUCACGUCUAAGCUAUUAUAGAUAAAAUAUUCGUUUUCCGUUUUACGUAAAAGAAUAUUUUUUUAAAUACUAUUUCCAAGAAAAUUUUAGUUCUCUUGCAAAAUAAUUCCCCUUUGCAUCUGUACGUUACAGCAUAUGGUACGUUAAUGUAUAAUGCAAUCGAUAAUUAUUACCAUCGGUUUACCAGAAAGAAUGUGUUACAAGAAAUCACCAACAUGUUAUUAGUUGAUAUACUGAGUAUUAUUUAUUAAAUAUUCUAUGUUCAAAUAAUAUCCUAUACAUAUCCCACUAUUGCAUCAGUUGAAUUAUAUUUGGUUUGAUUCCUAAGAGAAAUAGUUUCUUGAAACUAUGUUGAAAUACGUGACUCCAGAAAAGGGUAUUUAUAUUGUUUGGCUUAGUGUAGCUUUGUCUUUUUGUUGGCCACUUCCUGCAAGUAGUACCAGAAAACAAAUUGUGUGCAUAAAAAUUUUACAGAUUAGUGCUAUAAUUAGCGCUUUUAUGGUACUCUUACCUUUAAUUUACGCAAUUCACUUGAAUGUACACAAUUUAAUCAAUCUUUUCAAAUGUAUCUGUUUAUUAAUAUGUGUGUUUCAAAAUAUUAUACAAACUAUCAUAUGUUUCAUAAAAUAUGAUGUUUUACAAGUAAGUUUUUAUUCAUUUAUUUUAUUAUUUGAUUAAAAUGAUAUAUAUCUUAAUUACAAGUUAUAGCGUGUAGUUGAAGAAAUGAUGACCUGUGUUAAAGAAGAACAACUACAUAAAAUUUUAUGCAUAUAUGUCAAGAAAUGUAAUAUUUUCUACGGCGGAACUAUUGUGUUAACAUAUGGAGCUGCAACUGUUUUUGUACUAGGACCAACAUUCUUGCCAAUUUCUUUUCCAUGGGAAACAGAAUAUCCAUUUCAAAUUAAUGAUACUUCAAGAAAUAUUAUAUACGUCCACCAAUUUUUCUUUACUUAUCAAUGUGCUGCACAUAUUUGCUUAAGCUUAUUUGGAGCACUUCUUCUUUGGUUUGCGGCUGCAAGAUUUGAAUGUUUAGUUGAGGAAUUACAGAAAAUUACAAACAUCGAUAUGCUGAUCGUUUGUUUUAAAAAAUUAUUAUUUUUAAGAAGAUACGCAGAGGAAGUGGUGAACUGUAUUCGUUUUUUGGUAUUUUAUGCUAUCGCAGUAGGCACAUUUAUGUUGACUUUAUCUGGUAUUAUAAUGAUUAUAAAUUCGCCAACACUUGUAAAAAUUCAAUUCAUAAUCAUAUGUAUGUCUUCUCUUAUGGAAAUUUACAUGUAUGCAUGGCCAGCUGAUCACAUGCAAGAUACAAGUGUAAACAUUUUACAAAGUGCAUAUAACUCAAUAUGGUAUGAACAGAGCUUAGAUAUGCAAAAGAAUUUGCUGAUUAUAUUGAUGUAUCAAAGACCAGUAAUUCUUUCCAUUAAUGUUCUGUUACCAGAGCUUACUUUACGUUAUUAUUGUUCGUACGUGACAAAUGCUUUCUCUGUUUUCACAGCUUUGCGAGCUGUGGUGGAAGAUAAGUGAAUAUAAAUGCAUUUCAAAUCAUUGUAUAAUGAAGUCUUCAUCAUAUUAAUAAUAAUCAUUAUGAUAGUCAUCAUUAGAAAAUAUGAUAAAUGAUCAUGAGCAAAUUCUAUAAUUAUUAAAGUUAUCAAUAUUCUUAUAUUAUUGAAAAUAAAUAUGUUUAUAUAUCUAUACAUUAAUUUUUUGUAUUAACAAAACAUAAAGUUUAUUAAUAUUUCAGUAUACUUAAUUAAAUAAAAUUAUUGUAUUAUACAAAAAA
This is a messenger RNA of Apis cerana (Asiatic honeybee), 1895 nucleotides long. RefSeq lists its product as uncharacterized. Gene Ontology annotation, cellular component: plasma membrane. Lineage: Eukaryota; Metazoa; Arthropoda; Insecta; Hymenoptera; Apidae. Gene Ontology annotation, molecular function: odorant binding; olfactory receptor activity. Gene Ontology annotation, biological process: detection of chemical stimulus involved in sensory perception of smell; sensory perception of smell. The record is from RefSeq and is a predicted model, not a curated record.